GUGACGCGAAGAAAUUUUAAACUCUCGUCCUUCUCAGUGAUGGCGGCUUCGUUUCGUUCGGUCCCUUCAAGCUGUAACAACAAAUGGUACUACUCCCGACAGCAGAUCGACAACAGCCCGUCUCGGCAAGCUGGACUUGAUCCCGACAAGGAGCUGUCCUACCGACAACAGGCAGCGAACCUCCUCCAGGACAUGGGGCAGCGGCUCAAUGUAUCCCAACUAACUAUUAAUACAGCUAUUGUGUACAUGCAUCGGUUCUACAUGGUCCAAUCAUUUACAAGGUUUCACAGAAAUGUCAUCGCUCCGGCCGCUCUUUUCCUCGCCGCAAAGGUUGAGGAGCAGCCCCGAAAGUUGGAACACGUAAUCAAGGUGGCGCAUGCAUGUCUAAACCCUCAGGACCCCUCGCCGGACGUCCGCAGCGAUGUAAGUAUUGGGUGUCCAUGCAGUGAAUCUGUACCACCACAAAACGGAGUUUAUGAAGAUAUUUGAUGCAUUUCCACGCCAAAAGCCUUUUUCCCCUUGUUACCGUAAUUUCCGGACUAUAAGACAACCUUUUUCACACGUUUUGAAAACUGAGAUGUGUUGUUUAUCAACGCGUUUUGAAAAGCUGGACUACUGCGUUAUAAAGAAGACAGUGCCAACUCAAGAUUGUUACGGCUUGCACUAAAUAAUAGAAAAGACAAAGGAAAACAAAGCCAAUCUAUUUGACUCUGUCAUCCAGAGUAGGAAGGGAAGAGGAAGCAUUUGCUAUAU
This is a messenger RNA of Poecilia latipinna (sailfin molly), 753 nucleotides long. Its product is annotated as cyclin-T1-like. Bases 40 to 489 code for a protein of 149 amino acids. NCBI's taxonomy places the organism in Eukaryota, Metazoa, Chordata, Actinopteri, Cyprinodontiformes, Poeciliidae. The transcript has 3 exons. The record is from RefSeq and is a predicted model, not a curated record. Gene Ontology annotation, biological process: regulation of transcription by RNA polymerase II. Gene Ontology annotation, molecular function: cyclin-dependent protein serine/threonine kinase regulator activity.